AUGGAAAGCAAAACUUAUGCACCUGUAGAGAAAGUAGAUGGGGCUAAUACCAUGUACUAUCAACAGCCAAAGGACGUGUUGUUAGAGAAAUUAAAGAAGCAUAUCAGAGCUAUGAACUGGCUGAUCUACAACAAUGGAAAGGACGUUUGUUACAAUUGCAAGGAGGAAGGACAUUUUGCUAGUCAAUGUCCCAACGAGCAAAGCUACACGAAGAACCUGAGAUGUUACAACUGUAACGAAUUAGGACAUUUUGCUAACAAAUGUCCCACUCGACAAGCAGACGAUAGCAAGGACACACAGGCGAUUUUAACCCGUAGACCAUUAUUUCCACCUGUCGGAGGAUUUUCUGACAGCAUACCACCAGUACCACCACGCAUGUACAAAUGGUCAGAUAUUGCAGAGGUGAAGGAAAACACCGUCAUCUUUGGUUUUGGCUCUGUACCCUCUGUUGAUCCGCGACAAGGUUUUGUUCCACAGAAGCCAACUGCUGGGGUACAAGUGCCUCAGGGGAAUACGGUAGAGAAUCAGGAUACCCCACCACAAACCGAGGAACAGGAGACUAAGAAGGAUAAGAAGCGUUUCACACCCAAACGAAAAGCUAGUAGUAAGAAGAGCCAGGGAGAAUCAAAGCAGAAGCAGCCAAAGUUAUAA
Mercenaria mercenaria is the source of this 651-nucleotide messenger RNA. RefSeq lists its product as uncharacterized. Gene Ontology annotation, biological process: positive regulation of cytoplasmic translation. The transcript has 2 exons. Bases 1 to 651 code for a protein of 216 amino acids. The record is from RefSeq and is a predicted model, not a curated record. NCBI's taxonomy places the organism in Eukaryota, Metazoa, Mollusca, Bivalvia, Venerida, Veneridae. Gene Ontology annotation, cellular component: cytoplasm. Gene Ontology annotation, molecular function: translation regulator activity; single-stranded RNA binding; mRNA binding.